Molecule: messenger RNA, 6216 nt
Organism: Ochotona princeps (American pika)
Lineage: Eukaryota; Metazoa; Chordata; Mammalia; Lagomorpha; Ochotonidae
Gene: KMT2E
Product: lysine methyltransferase 2E (inactive)
Exons: 26
Coding region: 482-5863 (1793 amino acids)
Molecular function (GO): protein binding
Source: RefSeq, a predicted model, not a curated record
CCGCCGCCGUCGUCGCCGCCAUUUUCCCAGAGCGAGAGGCAGUGACACUGAGCGGGCGCAGGGGGCCGAGUCGGAGACCUUGCCGGAGUUCGGGGAGCGGCCACAGAGGGGGCGCAGACACUCGGAGCAGCCUCGCCGUCGCCUCUGCGUCCCUGCGGACUGCCUGGGUGCCCCUCUGCCGCACUCCUCAGCUCCUCACCCGGAGGCUCGGCGCUGCUCUUUGGGGAGGGGGGUGUGUGGAGCCCUGGUCCUGCCGGGUCCGCAGUGGCUGCUGUCGGGGGGUCGCCCGGACGUGGAGGCGUGGAGAGACUCGUCGGGGGGUCGAGCACGGAACGGGGUUCGGGUGUCUGGUGUGCGAACAUCACAGGGUUUGUGGAUGCACUUAGAUGUUUGCAAUGAGCACUGUGGCUGGCAUGCCCCAGUGUUUUGGAUACCAAUGCAUAGGACUCCAUAGUAAUCGGAUUUACCAGAGGCGAACGUCAUGAGCAUAGUGAUCCCACUGGGGGUUGACACAGCAGAGACGUCAUUCCUGGAAAUGGCUGCAGGCUCAGAACCAGAAUCUGUAGAAGCUAGCCCUGUGGUAGUUGAGAAAUCCAACAGUUAUCCCCACCAGCUAUAUACCAGCAGUUCGCAUCAUUCACACAGUUACAUUGGUUUGCCCUAUGCGGACCAUAAUUAUGGUGCUCGUCCUCCACCAACACCUCCGGCUUCCCCGCCUCCGUCAGUUCUUAUUAGCAAAAAUGAAGUAGGCAUAUUUACCACUCCUAAUUUUGAUGAAACUUCCAGUGCUACCACAAUCAGCACGUCUGAGGAUGGAAGUUACGGUACUGAUGUGACCAGGUGCAUAUGUGGUUUUACACAUGAUGAUGGAUACAUGAUCUGUUGUGACAAAUGCAGUGUUUGGCAACAUAUUGACUGCAUGGGGAUUGACAGGCAGCAUAUCCCUGACACAUAUUUAUGCGAACGUUGUCAGCCUAGGAGUUUGGAUAAAGAAAGAGCAGUGCUUCUACAACGCCGGAAGAGGGAAAAUAUGUCAGAUGGUGAUACCAGCGCAACUGAGAGUGGUGAUGAGGUUCCUGUGGAACUAUACACUGCAUUUCAGCAUACUCCAACGUCUAUCACUUUAACUGCUUCCAGGGUGUCCAAGGUGAAUGAGAAAAGGAGGAAGAAAAGCGGGGAGAAAGAACAAAACAUCUCAAAGUGUAAAAAAGCCUUUCGUGAAGGAUCUAGGAAGUCAUCAAGAGUUAAGGGCUCUGCUCCAGAGACGGACCCUUCAUCUGAUGGUUCACAUUUUGGCUGGGAGACAAAGAUCAGAGCGUGGAUGGAUCGGUAUGAAGAGGCCAGCAGUAACCAGUACAGCGAAGGGGUCCAGAGGGAGGCCCGGAGGCUGGCUCUGCGACUGGGCAGCGGCAAUGACAAAAAGGAUAGGAAUCAAUCAGAUCUGAAUACUAACAAUUUACUCUUUAAACCUCCUGUAGAGAGCCAUAUACAGAAGAAUAAGAAAAUUCUUAAGUCUGUAAAAGAUUUGCCUCCUGAUGCACUUGUCAUUGAAUACAGAGGGAAGUUCAUGCUGAGAGAACAGUUUGAAGCAAAUGGCUAUUUCUUUAAAAGACCAUACCCUUUUGUUUUAUUCUACUCUAAAUUUCAUGGGCUAGAAAUGUGCGUUGAUGCAAGAACUUUUGGGAACGAGGCUCGAUUCAUCAGACGUUCUUGUAUGCCCAAUGCAGAGGUGAGGCAUGAAAUUGAAGAUGGAACCAUACAUCUUUACAUUUAUUCUAUACAAAGUAUUCCAAAGGGAACUGAAAUUACUAUUGCCUUUGAUUUUGACUAUGGGAACUGUAAGUACAAGGUGGACUGUGCGUGCCUCCAGGAGAAUCCAGACUGCCCUGUUCUGAAACGUAGCUCUGAAUCCACGGAAAACAUCAGUAGUGGUUAUGAGACCAGGAGGAAAAAAGGAAGAAAAGACAGAGACACACAGAAUCAGAGUGUUACUUUGGAUUGCGAAGGCACAACCAACAAAGUCAAGAGCCCAGAGAGCAGGCAGAGGAAGCUUUCUCCACUGAGACCGUCAGUGUCGGACAAUCAGGAACCAGAUUUUAUUGAUGACAUAGAAGAAAAAACUCCUGUUAGCAAUGAAGUGGAAAUGGAAUCGGAGGAACAGAUUGCGGAAAGGAAAAGGAAGAUGACAAGAGAAGAAAGAAAGAUGGAAGCGAUUUUGCAAGCGUUUGCCAGACUUGAAAAGAGAGAGAAAAGGAGAGAGCAAGCAUUGGAAAGGAUCAGCACGGCCAAAACGGAAGUUAAAGCCGAAGGUAAAGAGGCGCACGUCAGCGAUGCCGAAGUUACUCAGGAACAAGCAAAGGAGGAAACUGCGAACAAGCCAACCCCUGCUAAAGUGAAUAGAACUAAGCAGAGAAAAAGCUUUUCCCGGAGUCGGACCCACAUCGGACAGCAGCGCCGCAGGCACAGGACGGUCAGCAUGUGCUCCGACCUCCAGCCGUCCUCUCCAGACAUAGAGGUCGCUUCUCAGCCCAACGACGUGGACAAUGCUGUGCUUGCAGAACCCGAAACCGAAACUGCACUGGCGGAAAUAAUCGCCGAGGCUGAAGUUCCUGCACUUAACAAAUGUCCCACAAAGUACCCCAAAACAAAGAAGCACUUGGUGAAUGAGUGGUUAAGUGAGAAGAAUAAGACAGGAAAGCCUUCAGAGAGCCUCUCCGAAAGGCCUCUUCGCAUCACUACAGACCCUGAAGUGUUGGCCACACAGCUCAACUCCCUGCCAGGCCUCGCGUACAGCCCCCACGUGUACUCCACUCCCAAGCACUACGUCAGGUUUACGUCACCUUUCCUCUCAGAAAAGAGGAGAAGAAGAGAACCUCCGGAGAACACCUCUGGCUCAUGCAAGAAGCGAUGGCUGCGGCAGGCGCUGGAAGAAGAAACUUCAGCCAUUUUACAUAGAUUGAAUUCACCCUGCCUGGAACGAUCGAGAAGUCCUACAGUCAAUGGUGAAAACAGAAGCCCACUGCUGUUAAACGACAGCUGUUCCCUUCCAGAUCUAACUACACCACUGAAAAAACGAAGACUCUAUCAGCUGCUGGACUCGGUUUACUCAGAGACCUCCACGCCAACUCCGUCACCAUACGCCACGCCGACGCACACAGACGUCACUCCCACAGACCCGUCGUUUGCCACCCCGCCACGAAUGAAGUCAGAUGAUGAGGCGUGUCGGAAUGGUUACAAGCCAAUAUACUCCCCAGUGACGCCCGUGACUCCGGGCACACCAGGGCACACCAUGCACUUUGAGAAUAUUUCUUCCCCAGAAAGUUCUCCAGAAAUAAAGAGACGCGCUUACAGUCAAGAGGGAUAUGACAGAUCUUCAACCCUGUUAACACUGGGGCCUUUUAGAAAUUCCAGUUUAACUGAGCUGGGUCUGCAAGAAAUAAAGGCCAUUGGUUACACCAGCCCUAGGAACAGGCCCGAAGUCAACAGGCAGUGUCUUGGAGAAAAGGAACCCGCGUCAGCCCUUCCCCCGGGACUCGAUGCAGUCGAGCCGUCUGCCUUGCAUAAGAGCAUGGACACGCCUGCACACGACAGGUCUGAGCCCAGCAGCCAGCUGGAGCCGACGCUCUCGGGACGGGGCACCUUGUAUCCCUCCUGGGUGAGGAGUCCUGACAGGACAGGCGUCGGUCUCUCAGUGAACUCCAACUUGCGCGACCUGACGCCCUCGCAUCAGCUGGAGGUUGGAGGAGGGUUCCGAGUGAGCGAGUCCAAGUGUCCGCUGCAGGACGACGGCAGGGCCCUGUUCCUGGACACGGCCGCCUUCUGCGCCGCCGACGAGGGGCUCGCGGCGGGCUUCGGACGCACUGUCCACGACAACUUGAUGGAUGGGAGUUGCACACCCCAGAACCCACCACAGAAGAAAAAGGUUUCUCUAUUGGAAUACCGGAAGAGACAACGCGAAGCCAGGAAGAGCGGCUCUAAGCGUGAAAGCUCCCCGCCAGCCAGUGGCUCGCCUCAGGCCAGUGGCAGCGCCAACAGCAACGGUGACGGCUGUGCCCAGAGCGCCGAGAGCGGGGAGCAGGUGCCCAGCAGCACCGGCCUGCCCUGCGCCACACCUGCCCUGGUUCAGGGCGCUGCUUUGGACGAGUCCAGCAGCCACUGUCCCAUUAAGGAGGCCGCCCCCGAGAAGAAUGAGCCGGAAGUCCAAUGGACUGCUUCAACCUCAGUGGAACAAGUGAGAGAAAGGAGUUACCAGAGGGCUCUGCUGCUCAGCGACCACCGGAAAGACAAGGACAGCGGGGGAGAGUCACCAUGUGUCUCAUGUUCACCGAGUCAUGUUCAGUCCUCACCUUCAUGUCAUUCAAACCACACUCCCCGGGGCCCGGCUCAGGGCCCGGCCUCCCCUUUCAGUCAACUGACGGAAGAUGCUGAGCCUGAAAGUCUAGAACUCGUGACUACAAACCAAUGUCCAUCCCCAGAUGCUUCGCAAAUCUCCUGUAAAAGCCCUUCAAAAACCAGUAAGCCUGGUUCCCCUGCCCACGCACACGGCAAAGGCCCCACGCAGCCGGACCCCCAGUGGGAGGCCACGGCCGGCCCGGACGCCGAGCCCCAGCACAGACAGCCCUCCGGCCACAGCCAAGCACUUUCCAAGCCGCAACUUUCACAGAAGCUGCCUUCCGCCCCGGCCAAAUUGCACUGUCCGCCGUCACCUCACACAGAAACGCCCCCCAAGUCGUCUACACCGCACACCCCGGCGCAGCACGGCUACCUUUCCCCCAAGCCGCCCUCCCAGCAGCUGGGCUCCCCGUACCGGCCUCACCACGCGCAGUCCCCGCAGGUGGGAUCAGCUCAGCGGGAGCCUCCGCGGGGCUUCUACCCCGCAGCGCAGAGCCUUCCCGGCGCGCCGCAGGCCCCGGGCGCGCUGUUCCCGCCGCCGCCCUCGGGACAGGCCCCAGCCACCUACGGCCUCAGCAGCACGGCGCCGCCCCCGCCGCCCCCGCCGCCCCCCGCCUCGUCCUCGUCGUCCUACUACCCGAACCAGCAGCCCUCGGCCAGCUUCAGUUACACUCAGCUCAAAGGCAGUCUGUCCCAGCAAGCCGUGUUCACGUCGGGACCAAGCCCAGCACUUCCCGGCGCCAUCGGCCAGCAGCCCGUUCCCGGGCACCACGUUGCCCCGGCGCACUUCCUGCCCAGCCCGAACCCCGCCAUGCACCACCAGAGCCCCAGCGCCCCAGUCCCGCCGCCGCCGCCGCCUCCGCCGGCCCCCGGGCCCCACCUCGUGCAGCCCAGCGCCCACCAGCACCCCGCGGCGCACGUCCAUUCGCAAAGCGCGGGACACCACCUGCCGCCGCCGCCCCCGCCCCCCGGGCCCGCCCCCCAGCACCACCCGCCGCCCCACCCCGCCGGGGGGCUUCAGGCUCUGCCCGCACAGCACCAGCACGUGGUCAGCUCGGCCCCGCCGCCGCCCCCGCCGCCGCCCAGUGUCCUGGCUUCCGGGCAAGCCUUACACCGCCCGCCCCAUCAGGGACCUCCGCUCUUCCCAGCCGGCGCGCACCCCGCCGUGCCGCCGUACCCCUCGCAAGCCACGCACCACAGCACUCUGGGCCCGGGGCCCCAGCACCAGCCUUCGGGGACGGGGCCACACUGUCCGUUGCCAGUCACAGGCCCUCAUCUCCAGCCCCAAGGACCGAGCAGUAUUGCAACGCCCACCGCUUCAGGGUUCUGUCCGCACCCUGGCUCUGUGGCCCUGCCGCACGGGGUUCAAGGACCUCAACAGGCCUCUCCAGUACCUGGACAGAUCCCCAUUCACAGAGCACAGGUGCCGCCGCCAUUUCAGAACAACUACCAUGGUUCAGGGUGGCAUUAAAAUGGACUCAAAGAAACAUUUUUUUAAAUGUUCUGUAAGAUAAACUGUAUAUUUCAUAUGUACCUGUUAAAGGUACUUUUUAAAGCUUGUACAUGCAACUUUGUAUAAAAACAAAAAGAAAAAAACACCAGUGCGCUUUCAUUGUAUGUUUCUCAGUUUCGCUUUUCAAAAUUCCUUUUAAAAUGUGCUGUUAAGCCAGCAUUAGGUAUCUUUUUAUUUGGUGAACAUUCCAGCUAUUUUUCUGGCAAUAGGUUUAAUGCUACAUGGUCUUUAAAUUUUAUCGUUGCAAUGAAAUUCAUUAGGGAGGAUUUUUCUGUAUUCUUUUCUACAUGUGCACCAGUACACGGCUCAGC